Messenger RNA from Dichomitus squalens LYAD-421 SS1, 387 nucleotides. RefSeq lists its product as uncharacterized. The record is from RefSeq and is a predicted model, not a curated record. Gene Ontology annotation, biological process: double-strand break repair via homologous recombination. Lineage: Eukaryota; Fungi; Basidiomycota; Agaricomycetes; Polyporales; Polyporaceae. Gene Ontology annotation, molecular function: zinc ion binding. The annotation marks the transcript as partial. The transcript has 3 exons. Gene Ontology annotation, cellular component: Shu complex.
GAUGAAUCGCUCGAGAAGCUCCGCUUCUUCUUCCCUGAAACCCUCUUGUUAGGUGCUUUGGACCUGAUCGACCGAGAUAGCGGCAAGCCCUCUACCAUCCGCAUACCAUACAUCAUCCUUUAUAAGACCCCAUGGGGCCGCCCGCAAUACGAAGUGCUUGGCUCGACGGCGACGUACACCGUGUUUCCGGGGCUGCCUUCUGUCGCGACGGCCACCGCGUACUGCACAUGCCCGGCGUAUGCCUAUUCUGUCUUGCUGUCCGAGACCCAAAUCAUGUGCAAACAUGUCCUAGCGACGUUGCUCGCAUUACGCCUAUCGAGAUGCGUGGAGAGGCCCGUCACCGCGGACGAGCUGGCUUCAAUGAUCGCACGACAAUGUAAAGUAUAA